ACUGAUGGCACACAACCGGAAAGUCCGUUGUUGACACAACAUGUCAAGCAGUUGGCCGAAUUUAUUCAAAUCAGUUGAAUUUCGUGCGAGGAAGCGUUCGGUCUACUCCCCUGAGACAUCAAUUAGCUAAAGCAAAUCAUUUGCAAUGUGCAAAUACGUUUUAAUUGUAGUCGCAAUAAUGUGCCUCCAGCUGCUGCCGCCGCCGACCGCGCUUGCCACGCUGCAUGAGGGCUUUGACUUCUCCAACGUAGACUUGGUCAACUUUCAGUAUUUCAAGAAUCUUGAUUCGCAAGAUCCACGUACAGGUGCCCAGGCUAAUCCAAUAAUAGUGCAUUUCCAGAAAAAGAAAGCCGUUCUAGAUUAUCUGGAACGCCUGUUUCUGGGCAACUCACCUUUUCAACAGCCUACCGAAAUACCCUUCGAUCCUCACUUUGGACGCGCCUGGCGACCAAUAUACGAGAAAAAGUUUGGACGCCGCGGCGAACGUUUAAUAGCCGCACUCGGCUCUGGCUACUCCAUUAAACAGCUGCGACACUUUGGCGCCAUUCCCUAUGAAUAUGGCACGCGCUUCUACAACAGCUGAGUAGAU
Molecule: messenger RNA, 589 nt
Organism: Drosophila busckii
Lineage: Eukaryota; Metazoa; Arthropoda; Insecta; Diptera; Drosophilidae
Exons: 2
Coding region: 146-583 (145 amino acids)
Source: RefSeq, a predicted model, not a curated record